This is a messenger RNA of Fraxinus pennsylvanica, 1590 nucleotides long. Lineage: Eukaryota; Viridiplantae; Streptophyta; Magnoliopsida; Lamiales; Oleaceae. The record is from the annotation of a GenBank genome assembly.
AUGCAGCAAACUCUUCAUGUUGCUUUGAUUUCGGCUACAGCCAAGUCUAAUUCACUGCAUCGUGAGGCAACCAGCUUUGGUAUGUUUACACUGGCGUAUGGACUUGGCAAAGUUUUUUUCCCAAUUGAAUUCUGGAUGCAGAAUCAGGCUGCAAUUUCCCUUAAAUCCUCUCUUGUUUCAAUUACACCCAGAACCAAUAAUGGUUUAUUAUCUCCUUAUCCACACACCCUCCUAAACCCUCGAUUGAGAAGAAACAGUAAUUAUUCGGUUUUGAACUGCACCGGGAUUGAAAUUCCGGUACCCAAACAGCGCCUUAAUCCCCUCAGCUUUUGCAAUGGCUCUGUGGAAGACGAGAAAUUGAAAGCCAUCGGAGUUAAGGAAAUCGAUGUCGCAACUCUCGGAAACCUCUGCGUGGAUAUUGUACUUAAUGUUCCUAAAUUGCCCCCCAAGCCGCUUGACCAACGCCAAGCUUAUAUGGAAAAAUUAUCCAACUCGCCACCAGAUAAGAAAUACUGGGAAGCGGGUGGCAACUGCAAUAUGGCUAUAGCUGCAGCUAGAUUGGGACUUCGCUGUGUUACACUUGGGCAUGUUGGUGAUGAAAUCUAUGGCAACUUCCUCCUAGAUGUACUUCGUGAUGAGGGAAUCAGCAUGGUUGAAAUGGAUGAGCAGAAUGAUGUGGUUGAUCAUUCACGUGCAGCUUACAAGACACUUUUGUGCUGGGUUUUAGUGGAUCCUCUGCAAAGACAUGGCUUUUGCAGUCGAGCAGAUUUCAGCAAGGAGCCUGCAUUUAACUGGUUGAGCAAACUGUCUAAUGAAGUAAAGAUGGCUAUCAAACGCUCCAAGAUCAUAUUCUGCAACGGUUAUGGCUUUGAUGAACUUUCUCCUGGUAUACUUGUGUCUUCUCUAGAGUAUGCUGUUGAAGUCGGCACCUCAAUAUUUUUUGACCCUGGGCCAAGGGGGAAGUCCCUCGUCUCAGGAACGCCUGAAGAGCAAAUAGCACUGAACAAAUUCUUGAAAUUGAGUGACGUUCUUCUAUUAACUUCCGAGGAGGCUGAAUCUUUGACUGGCAUAGCAAACCCUAUUAUGGCUGGACAGGAGUUGCUCCAGAAAGGGGUUCGCACAAAGUGGGUGAUUGUUAAAAUGGGUCCAAAGGGAUCAAUUCUGAUCACGGCUUCAAGUAUAUCUUGUGCCCCUGCAUUCAAGGUGAAUGUGAUGGACACUGUCGGGUGUGGAGAUAGUUUUGUGGCUGCAGUUGCAUUUGGUUUUAUACAUAACCUGCCUUUGGUCAAUACAUUAACAAUUGCAAAUGCAGUUGGCGCUGCAACUGCUAUGGGUUGUGGUGCUGGUAGGAACGUUGCCACUCUCAAACAGGUUGUCGAACUCAUGACAGGAUUAAACCUCAAUGAAGAUGAUAAAUUUUGGGACGAAUUGCUAAAUGGAGAUUUUGGUGUACAAGAAAUUACACUACUCACCAAAAUGGUCAUGAAUGGAAGCAAAAUUCAGCCCAACCAUACUUCCUUGCCGAAGGUGGUUUCUGAACUGCUACCUAUGCUUGAAUGCACACCGAAAGAGCAGGCUUUCGCAUGGUAA